AUGAGAGACUUUAACCUAGACCUUCUCCGAUACAAUCACCAUGUUCCAACACAGGAAUUUAUUGACAGCUUAUUUUCACACGCAUUUCUUCCUCUCAUCUCCAAUCCAACGUGCCUUACCUCAUACUCUGCGGCACUAAUUGACAACAUAUUCACCAACAGCCUUGAACAUAAUGUUAUCAGUGGGAUUUUUCUAAAUGAUUUAUCUGACCACUUACCUGUUUUUGCAUACUUUGACGACGCAACUCUAACGCGUAGCACAGAAAGGAAAAGUAGGACACGUACAUUCAAUGACUCAAUCAUAAAUUGA
Pocillopora meandrina is the source of this 309-nucleotide messenger RNA. The record is from the annotation of a GenBank genome assembly. Lineage: Eukaryota; Metazoa; Cnidaria; Anthozoa; Scleractinia; Pocilloporidae.